ACACCAUAAACAAACAAAACACCAAGAAACACAAACAAAUAAAAAUAUAAAUACAUAAAAACUACAUAAAUAAUAUUUAAAAAACUUAAAAUGUCUUCACCUACCAAAAUAGUGGACAAAAAAGAAGAAAACAUAACACGAAUUAGUUUGGAAACACUGAACCAAGAACUUUUAAUAUAUCAACAUCCGGAAGCGAAUGAGUCCUUCCUUGAGAAUCAUUCAACAGUCAAAGAUGUGGUCGAAUGCCUAGAAACGAUUGAAAACGCCAAUAAGACGGACUCGUCGAAGGACCGGAGAAAGACUGCGGUUGAUAUGGCCGACAUGGAUUUUGUGGUUACAAAGCGAAUUCAACGGAACAGCGCGUCUAUUCGUCGAAACAAAACAAGGAAGGUGCCGUCCAAUACGAAUCAGUUUACAUUCAUGCGCCAGGUGGAUCCGGAUCCCGAUGACCGCAUCUUGGCCAGAAAACAACGAGAAGAUGUGGCAGAGACUUUUCGACGCAUGGGAAAUUUCGAGUAUCGCAAGCUUAACUUUGGUUUGGCCAAAGAUUACUACACCAAGGGUUUGGAAUAUAUUAAGGAUACACCUGUCCUGUAUGUGAAUCGGGCAAUGUGUUAUACCAAGUUGCGCGAAUACAAGCUAAGUAUUAUGGAUUGUGACUAUGUUAUAGCAAAAAUAGAUGAGAACUAUCUGCGUGCUUGGCUUUAUCGGGCAGUGGCCUAUAAACGUCUGAACGAUGAGGCUAAUUACGAAUAUAGUGUUGAUCAGGCAAGGAGAUUAAACAGAUCCGAGGCGGCAUUCAUCGAUGAUUUUGUGGACAAGAUGCGUUCGCUUCUCUAAGAUAACGAAAGCAAAUUAAAUUAACAAUAACCAAAAUCUAAAAUAAAUAUUUAAAUAUAUUCUGCUUAAAAAAAA
Molecule: messenger RNA, 915 nt
Organism: Drosophila elegans
Lineage: Eukaryota; Metazoa; Arthropoda; Insecta; Diptera; Drosophilidae
Product: tetratricopeptide repeat protein 12
Exons: 3
Coding region: 91-840 (249 amino acids)
Molecular function (GO): protein binding
Source: RefSeq, a predicted model, not a curated record